AUGAGAGUGGUAGGGGGAACAGUAGCUCCGGCUGACAAAUAUCCCUCUGUUGCUGCAAUUGUCAGAUCUGAUAUAUCAGGAGUUACGCAAGUUUGUGGUGGUGUCAUACUUACUCAAAGACAUAUUCUUACUGCGGCUCACUGUUUUAAGAAACCUACAACUUUUUUAGUUAACUUCAAGAAUUAUAAAGUCCGUGUAGGCUCCACUUUGGUUCACACCGGUGGUUCUGAGCACAGAAUUAAUCUUGUCAUGUUCCAUCCCAAGUUCCAUCUGCAUACAACCGAAAACGAUCUUGCUAUAAUGCGUACAGAAACAACAAUAGCUUAUAGCAAAUCGGUUCAACCGGCAACCAUACCAUCUUAUACCUACAGGCUCCGUGACAACGAGUCUAUGUGGGCUGUGGGAUGGGGUGAAACUUCACAAGGAGGGUACGAAUCAGAGCAACUCCGUCACGUCGAAGUCAAGGUUAUCAACCAAAACACGUGUAAAACAUUAUACAAACAUUUGCGUCCAAUCGAUGACAAUGCACUAUGUGCUGGUUGGCUAAACGGGGGUGGUCACGACCAGUGUCAACGUGACUCUGGCAGUCCUCUAUACCACAAGGGGGUGGUCGUCGGUAUAGCUUCUAUUGGUGAGGGAUGUGGUAAACCUGAAUUUCCUGGUAUCUGCGUGAGACUCUCACGUUACGCUAGUUGGAUUCGUGAUAUGACUAAAACUGGGAAUUUUAAGUCUUAA
This is a messenger RNA of Arctia plantaginis, 735 nucleotides long. Lineage: Eukaryota; Metazoa; Arthropoda; Insecta; Lepidoptera; Erebidae. The record is from the annotation of a GenBank genome assembly.